AUGGUAUCAUAUGAACUGAAGAAUUCCACGGCGGGCGAGGCACAUCGCGGCCUGUCUGUCCAGGAGCGUGAUAAUGUUGACCUUCAACGGAUGGGGAAAAAGCCAGUCCUCAAGCGAAACUUCGGUAUUCUCUCCAUUCUCGGCUUUAGUUGCGCGAUUCUGAGUACCUGGGAAGGCAUGCUUGGUACCUUCAGUAGCUCUCUGGAGAAUGGCGGCUUUGGCGGUACUGUCUAUGCCUUCAUCUUUGGAUGGGCAGGCACUACGUCCAUUUUCGUGGUCUUGUCAGAACUGGCAUCUAUGGCGCCCACUUCCGGAGGUCAGUAUCACUGGGCUGCCAUGCUUGCUCCGAUCAAAUACCAGAAAUUUCUCAGCUAUAUCACGGGUUGGUUUGCUGUCCUUGGCUGGCAGACUGCUUUCGCUGCGUCUGGCUACUUGGCCGGAACAAUGAUCCAAGGUGCUGCGAUCCUGGGAAACAGCCACUAUAAAUCUCUUCCCUGGCAAGGGACGUUGAUUGUCUGGGCUUUGUUGAUUGUAGCACUCCUUGUGAACCUGGUUGGAGGAAAACUUCUGCCCCGAGUUGAGGCGGUCAUUUUGGUGAUCCACAUACUUGGAUUUUUCGGCGUCAUGAUACCCUUGACAUACAUGGCAGACCGUCAGCCAGCGAAGGAAGUUUUUUUGGAGUUCGAGAAUGGUGGGGGUUUUGCCACACAGCCAUUAUCCUGGUUCGUCGGGAUGACUAGCUGUGCUUUCGCCUUCGCUGGAGGCGAUGCCGCCGUGCACAUGUCUGAGGAGGUUGCAGAUGCAUCGCGUGUUAUUCCUAAGGCUAUUAUGCUUAGUGUCGCAAUUAAUGGCUCCCUGGGCUUCAGCAUGCUGAUCGCUGUGCUCUUCUGCGUUGGCAAUCUCAAGGACGCGUUAAACUCCCCCACUGGGUAUCCGUUCAUGGAGAUCUUCUAUCAAGCAACCAACUCUCCGUCUGGUGCACUGGCCAUGUGUUCUAUCGUUCUUAUUAUUUACUGCUGCGCGCUUAUGGGCAUGCUGGCCGCGGCGUCUCGCCAACUUUGGUCUUUCUCCCGAGACAGGGGAGUUCCUGGGUGGCGAUGGUGGAGUCAGGUUUCCCUAUCCCGGCAGAUGCCAGUCAACUCCAUCCUACUUACUGUAGUCGUCAGUGCGCUGCUAAACCUUAUUAACAUUGGUUCUGCCGUUGCCCUGAGCGACAUUCUGUCCAUGGCAGUGUCUGGUGUGUACCUUUCCUAUCUCGUGGUUUCGAUUCUGCUCUUCCGCCGCCGAAUCAAGGGCGAAAUUUCUCGGUAUAACGGCAGCGAGGACGAUGUCGUCAACGUGCCCGGUGCGAAGCUUGUCUGGGGGCCAUUCCAUUGCCCUGGCAUCUGGGGUAUCUUGAUCAACGCAUACGCGAUCAUUUAUAUCACCAUUGUUAUCUUUUUCAGCUACUGGCCUGCAGGAAUGAAUCCAAGUGUGGAGGAAAUGAACUGGAGUGUUCUAGGUAUUGGUGGCAGUAGCAUUCUUGCCAUUGUAUACUACUUUAUCCGUGCCCGUCGCAUCUACACGGGCCCUAUUGUGGAAGUCUCUAUUUAG
Messenger RNA from Penicillium riverlandense, 1593 nucleotides. RefSeq names its product amino acid permease. NCBI's taxonomy places the organism in Eukaryota, Fungi, Ascomycota, Eurotiomycetes, Eurotiales, Aspergillaceae. The transcript has 8 exons. The record is from RefSeq and is a predicted model, not a curated record. Gene Ontology annotation, biological process: transmembrane transport. The coding region runs from base 1 to 1593 and encodes 530 amino acids. Gene Ontology annotation, molecular function: transmembrane transporter activity. Gene Ontology annotation, cellular component: membrane.